UAAAAUAUUAUUUAUUAUAUAUACAUUAAUUAUAAAAUGAUUAGAUGGACCCACAGCGAAAAACAAUGCCUGGACCCAUGGCUCAGUCCAGUGUUAAGUCUGCACGGAAAAGUUUCGCAGUGACGAAUGCUUACGUUAAAAGUAACGCCGUGCAGAAAGAAAUUAUAUCAGUACACACUAGCACACCUCAAGUAGAACAAAAAUCUUUUAAAUCUGAAAAGAGUCAAAUAUAUCAAGGAGAAGUAAAUGUUCUUUCAAUUAUUGACACAACUAAAGAAAUAAUGUGCUGUAAGUACACAGAAGACAUGAAUGACGUCGCUGCAGGUUUUACUGACGGAACUAUCAGAUUAUUUGACUGCAAUACUGGAGACUGCUCACAUACAUUGGUUGACGACGAGUGCAGGGCGUAUCCUGGCCCAGUAACCGCAAUAAAACACCGUCCAGUUAGUAAGGCACACCCCAUAACAAAUAUGUUACUGGCUUCAUAUGUUAAUGGCUGUAUUAAAUGUUGGAAGUAUAAAUAUGAUCAAUGUUUGUACACUAUACGUGAGAAACGACAGACUUUGGGUCUCACCUAUCAUCCAAGAUAUACAAAAUUUAUCACAUAUGGAGAUGAUGCUAAACUAAACAUGUAUGAUGAAGAGGCACAGACUCAGGAAAGAGCUUUUUAUUCUAGCCAAAGAAAAAACAUAAUGGAUGGGCAUACCUCAAGAAUUUUUGCUUGUGCUUUCAAUCCAAAAUCACACCACGAGUUAAUAUCAGGUGGUUGGGACAACGCUGUCAUUUGUUGGGACGACCGCCAACCGUUCGCGACAAGAUACUUCUUCGGCAUUCACAUGUGUGGAGAGGGCUUGGAUUUUGAUAAGCCAGGGAAGCAGGUAUUGACAUGUUCAUGGCAGGACAAGGAGAACAUCCAAGUGUGGGAUUACGGUUCAUGUAAACUUAUAGAAACAAUAACUCCAGAUACUUACCAAACGAAGCUCUAUUGUGGGAAAUUUGUACCGCACACCAAUCUCAUGGUGUGUGGCGGCUCCGACACCAACCUGCUAAGAGUCGUUGACGUCAAUAUGAAAAUUACGGAAUGUUCAAUACGAAAUAAUCCUGGCGGCAUUUACGCAUUUGACUUUGGAACAAUUCGGCGAAAACCAAGAAAAGUACCCGAAACUUACAAAACAAUCAGCGAGAUCCAUAAUGUACCGCGCGUAGCGUUCGUCACAGGCAAGAGACUGCAGACCGUGGAUUUCGGCUGACGUCAAGAUCAGUGUUCAUAUGAAAUAUGUCUGUCAUUUUGUUGAAUUUUAUGUUUUUAACUCACGUGUUAUGUUAUAUAAGAAACUCA
Molecule: messenger RNA, 1339 nt
Organism: Amyelois transitella
Lineage: Eukaryota; Metazoa; Arthropoda; Insecta; Lepidoptera; Pyralidae
Exons: 6
Coding region: 45-1250 (401 amino acids)
Molecular function (GO): protein binding
Source: RefSeq, a predicted model, not a curated record